Messenger RNA from Phyllostomus hastatus (greater spear-nosed bat), 1632 nucleotides. It is a transcript of the gene CDC42EP2, whose product is annotated as CDC42 effector protein 2. Bases 477 to 1124 code for a protein of 215 amino acids. The record is from RefSeq and is a predicted model, not a curated record. The transcript has 2 exons. NCBI's taxonomy places the organism in Eukaryota, Metazoa, Chordata, Mammalia, Chiroptera, Phyllostomidae.
GCGGGACCCGCGGGAGCCAGGGCGGGGGCCGGCGCGCCGGAGCUCUGGCCCUGCGCCCAACGGACACUCGGACCUUGCCCAGGCCGGAAAGCACGGGGAAGGCUCCUCCCAGAGCUUGGACACCCUGCUGCGGACCAGGGAGAUACUCACAAGGACAAGACCAGGGAGCGCUGCUGCCUACAAGACCUCCACCUUCCUGCUGCCAGUUUCCAGAAGUUUCCAACCCUUUGGGGAGAAAGUGGUUUUGUCAUCUCAACCCUCUGCCUUCAUCAGUCAUCAGUCUUUCUUUUUCUAAUUCCUUGGGCCAACUGUGAUCACGCCCCACACCCUACUCCCAGCCCUUUGACAAGGUUUGGGUGUCUGGAAACUGCCCUGCGGGGCUCGCGGCUGAGCGGUGAGAGGAGGCCGUGGGAAGGCCGUGAUCGCAGGAGUGGACCGUCUCCAGCCCCGGCAGCGGGCCUGCGUGCGAGGCCACUAUGUCCGCCAAGGCGCCCAUCUACCUGAAGCGCAGCAGCCGCAAGGGCAAGAAGGAGAAGCUGCGGGACCUGCUGUCCUCAGACAUGAUCAGCCCACCGCUGGGGGACUUCCGCCACACCAUUCACAUCGGCAGUGGUGGCGGCACUGACAUGUUUGGUGACAUCUCCUUCCUGCAGGGCAAGUUCCACCUCCUUCCGGGGACAGCGGUCGAGGGACCGGAGGAGGAUGGCACCUUUGACCUCCCCUUCCAGUUCACCCGCACCGCCACGCUGUGCGGGCGGGAGCUCCCCGAAGGGCCCUCCCCUCUGCUGAAGAAUGCCAUCUCCCUCCCAGUCAUCGGUGGGCCCCAGGCCCUCACCCUGCCCACCACCACCCAGGCCCCACCCAAACCGCCUCGCCUGCACCUGGAGACCCCUCAGCCCUCCCCACAGCCUUCCCCGCAGGAGGCAGGGAGUGUGGACAUCUGGAGAAUCCCAGAGGCUGGCUCAGCCCGAAAUGGGCUGACCCCUGAGUCCGGGACUGAGGAGCCCUUCCUGUCCCACGCCAGCUCCCUGCUCUCCCUUCACGUGGACCUGGGGCCUUCCAUCCUGGACGACGUGCUCCAGAUCAUGGACCAGGACCUGGGCCGCAUGCGGAUCCCCACAUAGGACCCGAGGCCAGCCGGGCCGGAAGCCCAGGCUGAGGGGAAUGCCGGGAAGCAGCGGGUGGACGUGGGCCUGGCCUAGCAGUCAGGACCCCAAGUCCUGCCUGUGUGGUCACUGGCCAGCGAUUUCAGACUUUGAGCCUUUGCAUUCCUCCCUCCCACCCUCUCCCCGUGGGCAGAGCGCACCUCACGGCUUUCCCUUAAAACCUGUGAAGACACGUGCAGAACUCAGCCCAAAGGGCCCUGAGCAUGUUCGACCCCCCAGGCCCCCACCGCCAACAGCUCCUCCUUCCCUCAGACCCCGGGGAUGAAGGCUCUGCUGCAGUGGGCUUCCCUUUCACCUCUUCUGCCUCAGCCGCCACGGAUGCCCCGACCGGGGCGUGGGGAAGAGGCAGGGCAUCGCCAGCCAGACCUUUGGCAGCAUGGCGUCAGUGACCCAAUGUCCUAUCCUCUGCCCUAUCCUCUGCCACAUGACCAGGGCUUCUGGUCGCAAUAAAACUUGCUGCCGCUCA